Molecule: messenger RNA, 753 nt
Organism: Nerophis lumbriciformis (worm pipefish)
Lineage: Eukaryota; Metazoa; Chordata; Actinopteri; Syngnathiformes; Syngnathidae
Source: RefSeq, a predicted model, not a curated record
AUGCGACCUCGUCUCGGUGUCAACGUCGACCACAUCGCGACCGUUCGUCAGGCACGACGAACGCGAUAUCCGGACCCCGUCGAAGCGGCGAUGGUCGCGGAGGUGCCGCGCGCGGAUCAGAUCACGGUGCACCUCAGGGAGGACCGACGCCACAUCCAAGAGCGCGACGUCGACAUUCUUCGUCAGACCGUCACGACCGAGCUCAACCUCGAGAUGGCGGCGUCGCAGGAGAUGGUGGACCUGGCGCUGAAGUACAGCCCGGACACCGUCACGCUCGUACCCGAACGACGCGAAGAACUCACGACCGAAGGUGGGCUCGACAUCAUCGCCAAUCGAGAGGCGAUUCAACGCGCGAUUCGUUUACUUCAAGACGGGAACAUUCGCGUGGCGGUGUUUAUCGAUCCGGAUCUCGACCAGGUGCGCGCCGCGCAUAAGAUCGACGCGCACGCCGUUGAGCUUCACACCGGGCGUUACGCGGAAGGCCGUAGCUUCAAGGAACGAAGUGAAGAACUCGGCCGCAUUCGCGAUGCUGCCAAAGCGGCGAUGAAGUUCGGCCUCGGCGUCGCUGCAGGCCACGGACUGCACUAUGACAACACUAUCCCGGUCUCGCGCAUCCCAGAAAUCGCAGAACUCAACAUCGGCCAUGCGAUCGUCGCGCGCGCAAUGUUGAGCGGGAUGGAAAUCGCCGUGCGAGACAUGAUCGCACUGCUUCGCGAGUCCCGUGCAGACAUGAUUCGCGGCACGCGCGCCUGA